CUACUUCCGCCUUGAGCCCCGGUGCAUUCUGGGACUCGCUGUCUUCACAGCUUUGUAUUUAACCUUCUUUUUUCGCCAACACGGCACAAAAGCUGACUUCGGUCGUGUAACACCGACGAAGAAGUGACAACACACACAACCAAAGACAAUUGGUCCCGGUGGAAGUCGGUUAAAGUGUAUAAAUAGCACGCACGUAAGUGAACGCGGACUCCAAAGACCGUCGGCGCCCUGGAGGACGGAGGCAUUGCAAACGUCAACACAAGUCCAGGAACAUGAAAAGAUCGGGUGACAGUGAGGGGGAGAAGAGAAGAAAGAAGAGGAAGUUACUGCUGGAGUUGGGAAACCAAAAGAUCCCCUUUCUCGGACCUUCUGAUCAGGGCUUCCAGAAACUGUGGGACUCUAGUUACUCCGGUCUGGUUUUGAGAAGAUCCUGCUCUCUUCCCGCUGAGCUUCACUGCCGGGUCCAGGCCGCUCUGCUCACCAUGAGAAAGAAAGGCUGCCUCUUAAGGGAUCUAGUCCGCGUCCGAGACCGGGAAGUCUUCACUUCUGUGUCCCGGGCCCUGCUGGGUGAGCCGGGCCACACCUAUCGCUACUUGGACACCAGGCUCUUUGCCAUCCCUUGGCACAGCGAGGACACUGGGAAUAAAGGACAGAACUGUUGCGACGCGGAUCUGAGGACGGCCUGCAGAGGCUUGUGGGAGCUAAACACCUUCUUCCGUUCGGACGUGAGUCAGCUAAAAGAAGGAGACAGGCUGGCGCAAUGCGUUAAGGCGAAGGCGACAGUUGAGGCUAAGGUGAGCGAGGAGGCUGAAACGGAGUCCAGAAAUAGCGACGAUUCCAAGAACAGCGAAGGAGGGGAGUCGGAGUCCAGGCAGAGCGAGGAAGGGGACACGGAGUCCAAGCACAGCGAAGAAUGGGACGUGGAAUCUAAACACAGCGAUGAAGGUUGCUCCGGGUCGAAAAGGGAAGGCGACUGGGAGACGGGGUCCAGAAACAGCAGCGAGGAGGGAGAAUCCUCACAAGGCAAAGAAGCAGGUGUGGAAGGAGCAUGUCCCACCUGGGCAACUAAAAGUGUACCACCAACAGAAGACCGAGUGGGCGUCCCUGUGGCUCACCUCAAACACAGUCCGCCAGACUACCACAUUGAGGACAAGGAGGGGCUGCAAGUGGGCUGCUCUGAGCCCAGUCCUCCGCAGGUACGCACCGCGUCCACCAAGUUCAACGUCACCUUGCUCAACUACAUGGACCCGGCGUCCAUGAGCCAGCUCAAAGAAGAGCCCUACUACGGUAUGGGGAAGAUGGCGGUGGGGUGGCACCACGACGAAAACCUGAUCAGUCGUUCGCCCGUGGCCGUCUACAGCUACAGCUGCAACGACUACAAAGGCGAGAGCAGCGAAGGCGGCGCAGGCGAGAAGCCGAGCUGGAGGAUCGGGCUGAAGGUAGCCUGGGACAUCCACACACCUGGCCUGACGCUGCCCCUGGAGUCUGGAGACUGCUAUUAUAUGAGAGAUGACCUGAAUAACACCCACCAGCACUGCGUCCUGGCAGGAGACGCCCCACGCUUUAGCUGCACCCACAGAGUAGCCGAGUGUUCCACUGGGACUCUGACCUACAUCCAGUCUCGGUGCGGAGAGGCCCUUUCCAACCUGCACACGUACCCGGAGAGCGGCUCCCACAGCCUGGUGACCUUGCGGCCAGCCACCCUGCAACACUGUGAGGAGAUUCACAAUGAGGUGGAGUUCGAGUGGCUGCGACAGUACUGGUUUCAGGGCCAGCGCUACACCCGUUUCUGCAGCUGGUGGAGCAAACCCAUGGAGGAUCUGGAGAAGGAGUGGAAGCUCAUGGAGACCAUGUGUCGCCAUCUCUUUCUAAUGCUGUGGAGCGGCCAAGGAAACCACAACCUGCGUGUGUCUCCAUAUUUGGGAUUCCUCUAUGCACUCAAAUCGAAUAUAAGGGACGUUAAAUAUAGCAAUGAAAAAAAAAAAAGAAAAAUUCAAUAAAAAAAUUAAAAUAAUUACAAACAAUGAUAUCGCUUGUUAUAAAUAAUACAAAGAAGUGUGUAAGUGUGUGUAAAUAUUUUGCGAUCUUUCAGACAAAAAAAACAAACAUAAUAUAAUAGUAAAAUAAUACCUGGAAAAGUUAUUUAAAUAAUUUUAAUAUAAAAAAAUAAGUUAGAAAAUACUAAUAAUUAUGAAGAAUAAUACAAUUUCAUAUAAAUAGGGAAAAAAUAUAUUAGCGUGUGCUCAAGUAAUAAUUUUCUUCCAUGCUCCAUAAUAUAAAUGCAAUGCAGGGGAUGAAAGACCAUUUUUUCCCCCCAAAAGUACAUACAUUAAAUAAAAUAUAAACUAAAUGAAUACAAAUAUCGUUUUUUAAAAGCAAUCAUAUAAUAUAAAGAAGUGUAAAACUCUUGAGUUUGUGUGUCCGUGUUUACAUUUCUAUUUUAUCCAUUCAUGUGAAUGUAAACGCCUAAAUCAUAGUACAAAAAGAUACAAAAUUAUACAUCAACAUAUGUCAACAAAUAAAUUUGAAAAAAAGUCCUCUAAAUGAUGGUAAAUAUUACUAAGAAGUGAUAUAUAAAGAAGCCAAAUGAGUGUGUCUACGUUUGUGUUUCUUUCCUGGAAGGAAUUGAAUGAAUAUAUUUAAAAAAUAAUAGAUAAUGUCAAUAUUACAAUAUAAUUAUUAUUCACACAUGGAUUUGUAGUGGAGAUACAUGCUUUUGAGAAUGAUGGAUACAUAAUAGUGUACUUUUUUUUUUUUGUCUCGGCUAUUCUGUGAAUUUAUUUCGUAGUAGUUUUUAUUAAUGGGGGAAAGAAAAAAAAACAUUACAUUUGCAGGCGCUCACAAAUGUAAUAAUUCACCGGCGUGAUGAAAGACAACAUUUAUUGCUCUGGCAAGCGAUAUUUACAUUCCCCUGUUCGGCGACCUCUCGAUACGCUGAUGAAAAGCACUUCAUGCAUGUGACUUAUAGAUUUGGUGGUAUGCUGAGGGGGGCUGUGGUUGUCAUUUCUCUUCUUGCUUUAUUUAAAAUACGUAUACAUUACUUUAUUAGAUAUCAUUUCACACGGCCAACAAUUUGUAUUUAUUUAGAAUUUUCUCACACUGUCUGUGGAUUUCAUACAAACACCUCAGACGAAAUGUUGUAUACAGAAAAAAAAUGCAUACAUUAUCAUAUUGUAUGUAAUAAAAAGCUACGGUGUUCAACAUAAUUUUUCCAGUAGGAAAUCAUGGAAAUUAAAAUAGUCCGUUCUUAACACAACAUUUUCAUAAAGAGGACAUUUUCAUGAAGAGGAAAAAUAUCAACCAAUGUAGUAAAAUGUAAUGAUUAUUAUUUUGUAAUAUAUUAUUUACAUAAAAAAACAACUAUUUAGAAUGGAUUAGUAUUAGUUAUUUUUGAUUUUUAAUGAGAUAUAUUUUUAGAUGUUACCCUAAUUUGCUUGGUCAGCUUAAACACAAAGCUAUGUUGAUGUUUUGUUCAGAUAGCUUAGCAAUCAACCAAUAUUGGUAUGAGCAUCAUUAAUGCACACAAUAUAGCAAUAAAUAACAUUAAAAAGGUAGUUCUCUACUACAAA
This is a messenger RNA of Nerophis lumbriciformis (worm pipefish), 3569 nucleotides long. RefSeq names its product FTO alpha-ketoglutarate dependent dioxygenase (gene fto). Gene Ontology annotation, molecular function: mRNA N6-methyladenosine dioxygenase activity; broad specificity oxidative DNA demethylase activity; ferrous iron binding. The record is from RefSeq and is a predicted model, not a curated record. NCBI's taxonomy places the organism in Eukaryota, Metazoa, Chordata, Actinopteri, Syngnathiformes, Syngnathidae. Gene Ontology annotation, biological process: DNA alkylation repair; RNA repair; regulation of multicellular organism growth.